Messenger RNA from Caenorhabditis elegans, 1107 nucleotides. RefSeq names its product G-protein coupled receptors family 1 profile domain-containing protein (gene srw-143). The coding region runs from base 1 to 1107 and encodes 368 amino acids. Lineage: Eukaryota; Metazoa; Nematoda; Chromadorea; Rhabditida; Rhabditidae. The transcript has 5 exons. Gene Ontology annotation, molecular function: G protein-coupled peptide receptor activity; G protein-coupled receptor activity. Gene Ontology annotation, biological process: G protein-coupled receptor signaling pathway; signal transduction. The record is from RefSeq and is marked reviewed. Gene Ontology annotation, cellular component: membrane.
AUGUCGACAUGCAAUGCCUACCAAAGAAACUAUCCAGGAUAUGAUAACGCCACAGCAAUUUUUCUAUGCCAAUUUGAGGCUCGACUUUUUAAGAUAUCAGGACACGUUUUUAACUAUGAACAUUAUCUCUCCAUUGCAAGCAUUUUCAUAAACAUUUUUCAUUUUUUGAUUCUCAUCCGAAAGCCUUUACGGAGUUCAUCUAUCAAUAUUAUCAUGGCUUUUAUUUCAAUUUUCGAUAUAUGCUCAAUGCUCUUCAGAAUGAAACAAUCAUAUGGUCCAUCGAUAGAAUACAUAUUUGAUCCAUGCAUGCAGUCAAAGUGGUAUUUCAACGUAUAUUUGGAGAAAAUCCUUCUAGUUGUCAAAGAUCAUUCCCAACGAUCUUCGACAUGGCUCCUAUUCUCGAUUGCACUGAUUAGAACGUUGGUCAUACGAAAUCCUAUGAAUCCAAAAUACGAAAGACUUGCACACCCACCAACAUCAUUAUUUACAAUGAUUUGUAUAAAUUUGAUCUUCGGCCCAAUUUCAAUAGCCACCUUUUUCGGGUCUGAUAUAACGUCACAAAACCACACAUCUUCGUGUGAUCCGGAUGGAGUACUUUUUUAUUAUCUGGACAUAUCUGCGUCUUACAAACAGAAUGAUGGCAUGAUUCUGAAAAUAUAUACUUUAAUCAAUUCAGUGGUCUCUACGAUAAUACCUUGUUUCAUCUUUCCAAUUGUGACUGUAUUUCUUGUGAAAGAACUUUGGAAAGCCGAAGCGAAUAGAAAACGAUUAUUCUCUUCAAAAAAAGUGAACGACUCCUCGAAAAACACUCAACUGGUUUUAUUCUUGACGUGCGUGUUCUUCAUCGCCCAAUUUCCCAUUGGAAUUUCCAUCGGUGCUUCUUACUUUUUUUCAGAAACUCCCGGAUUCAUGAUAAUUUUGCACGAAAUUUCGUAUAUAUUCAGUGUAAUUCUGGUGGCCAAUACCUUUUCACACUUUUUUAUAUGCAUUUUUAUGUCUUCACAGUAUCGCGCGGAACUUAAAAAAUCCAUAUACUGCAGAACAAAAGCUAAAGUUCUACAGAUGAACGGGGAUUGUUUGGCUACUGGUAUAGUAAUGACGAAAUAG